AUGACUUACUGGGGCCGCAUUGAGAAAUCUCCGCCAGUCUUCCAAGGAGGAGGAGGAGGAAAUGGUGUGAUCGACGAGACGCGAACGGGUGGUCAAUGGCAGCGGAGCCCAGACCGUAGCAGCGUGGAGUUGUGGGUGGAGAGCGAUUUGUCGCGGACGCGGUCGACUGCCGAGCUUUCCAAAACAAUUCGGCUGCAGGAAUCCAGAUGCAAUGAGCCAGGGGCCUUUUUCGAAGCUGUAUAUUUCCGUCCGCACCGUGUAUCGCGGGCGUUGUACCCCUCAAUGGGCUGCACGGUCGGUUUCCAGCUUCUUCUGGGGGCCGAUAAGAAGAGCAAGGAGAAAUAA
This is a messenger RNA of Penicillium daleae, 345 nucleotides long. RefSeq lists its product as uncharacterized. The record is from RefSeq and is a predicted model, not a curated record. NCBI's taxonomy places the organism in Eukaryota, Fungi, Ascomycota, Eurotiomycetes, Eurotiales, Aspergillaceae. Bases 1 to 345 code for a protein of 114 amino acids. The transcript is spliced from 2 exons.